AUGCCACCCUCACGCAAACGAUCAAAGCUAGAUUCUUCCAAGGAGCAGUCGACGAACUCCUCAAAAGAUACCACGGACCAGGGGGUUACUCCUCCCAAUCACGUUCAGCAUGCCGCAGCUGUUAAGAAACAACUCGGAUCGAGGGCAAGUUGGUAUGGAACGUGGCUGCGUAAAUCCACUGUUUCUACACAGGUAGUGAGGGAGACAAUUUCAGCUGAUAAAACAUCCAACGGGAAUAUGGCGACAGAAAUUAACCAUUACGAUCAACGAAAACCUUCAUCGGUCGCAUCCAGACCUCCAUCGAUGUACCUGGGUAAAAGCAAACCAGCAUCCGAAAUAACGUUGGGCGUUCCACCGGAGGAGGCUCCGAACAAUGAGAUAAACACCAAGAAAGACGAGAAUGUACCACAGGAUAUUUUGAAUCAAGAAACACCCAAAACCCGAUCUUUGACGGAGUCAGAUGCAUCCAAAGAAACAAAACCGAAAAGCUCGCCGAUCGAUGAAACUGCACAACAGCCGAUAUCCUCUCAGGGCUGGUUAGGCUGGUUAGGCAUGCCAUUGCAAAUGUCAAAAGAAUCCUUUCCCGUGGUGGAAGAGCCUCAAAAGCAAAAUACCAAAAAAGCCUUUUCAAACGAGAUAACCUUGCCGGAGCAGACAAUUGCGAACGAAACGAUCGAGACUCCAAAACAAAACUUAUUAGCAUCGAGGUCAUGGUUCAAUUUAUGGCCAGCCCCUCAAGCUCCAGUGCCCGUAGAAGGUCCAAGAGAACCACCUUCGACACAAGUCAUUGAGGGAAACCCUGUCGUGAUGGAAGAUGCAUCAAAAGAUGUAUCUAAGCCUGCACCCCCAACACCCAGUAGAUCUACAGCGCAACCUGGUGGGUCUAGUUGGGCGUCGGCUUUUUGGUAUUCCGACACCACCAAAAAAGCUACAGAUCCUCCCGAAAGUCAGGAAACUGGCGAGCUAGCAGUUUCGGGCGAGCAGUCUCAGAAUCAACCGUUGGCAGUCGAAACUGUUCCAGCUGCCGACGUAAAGGCAGCCCAAGGCGACAAAAAGUCGAAACCUGGAAAAAAGGGUCGUCCAAAGUCUGUGGAGAUAGAGGAAAUUGUUCAAAAAACGGCAAGUGCACAAUCCGAUGAUGCAUCGAAGAAAGUCACAACCUCACCUCAGAGUCCAUCUCCACCAAAUCUAAUACUACCAUCUGUACAAAGUACUUACCAUCUGAUGGAAAAUGCAUCAAUUCUACGACAGUUAACAAGAUUGAUCGUACGUGGUCGACAGAAGCCCGUAAAACAUGUAGCUCUGGCAAAAGAAGUACCUAAGAUCAAGAAUGCAGUCGCGAUAGGUGUUCAUGGACUAUUUCCUGCACCUCUACUGCGCAAGCUCAUCGGACAGCCUAGUGGGACUUCGAUAAGAUUUGCUAAUCACGCCGCGGCUGCUAUUAGGCGGUGGACAGAUGCAAAUGGGUCUCCCGGUUGUGAAAUAGAGAAAGUUGCACUUGAUGGCGAAGGUAAAAUUUUCGAGAGGGUGGAUAAACUUUGGGAACUGCUCAGUAAUUGGACGGAUCGAUUGCGACAAGCAGAUUUUAUAAUGGUAGCUGCUCAUUCACAAGGCGUGCCGGUUGCUUUGAUGCUUGUAGCAAAACUUAUAGAAGAGGGCAUAGUAUCAUCAGCGAGGAUCGGUGUAUGUGCAAUGGCUGGUGUAUCACUAGGUCCGUUUGCCAGUCACCAAACUGGAUACCAGGCAGCAUUAUUCAACGAUAUGAUAACAGAACUCUUCGAGUUUGCAAAUUACGAAAGUGAUGUCGCAAAACAUUAUGAAGAGGCACUUCGACGAGUCUUGAAGUAUGGAUCUGCCGUCUUUUCGCCUGCAGAACAUCCUUACAUUUACCGAGCUGUAUUUGUAGAUGGACGUAUACAUGCUCCGGAUUUUAUUGCCCACUUAGUCGGCUUCGCGUUGAAAUUACGCAAUCUUGGUGUGUCAGAUCAUGGACUUAUUCGUGAGCUUUCGGCGCCUCUGGCUGGGAGCCUCUAUACUGGUGGUGGUCACUCUCGUCUCUACGAUGAUGACAAAGUAUAUGACAUGGCAAUGGAUCAUGCUCUUGCCACUACUUCGGUUCCCGACGUCCCUCUGCAUAUAUCUCAAUAUUCGCCGCCUACGAACGCAAACCCUUACGUCUUGCCCUGGAUCAUGCGAGGAGUUCUCGAGGAAGAAUUCGUAAAAACAGAACUGCACAGUGAAGCAGUAGAGUUACUGAAGCAAUUCGAUGAUUGGAAACCUAGUACUAAAGUCUUACAAGAUGUGAAGUACAGGUUGGAGGCGGUUAGAUCUAAAUUAUGA
Molecule: messenger RNA, 2340 nt
Organism: Sclerotinia sclerotiorum 1980 UF-70
Lineage: Eukaryota; Fungi; Ascomycota; Leotiomycetes; Helotiales; Sclerotiniaceae
Exons: 5
Coding region: 1-2340 (779 amino acids)
Source: RefSeq, a predicted model, not a curated record